AUGGCGGAAAUUGAAACCGCCGCAGCAAGUUACUAUUUCGCCAAUGGCAACCGGUGGUUGCUACGCGAAGCUCUUGUCAAUAUUCACCUUUUCUUCGAGAUGCCAGAAUCUUUGUCAAGUGACAAAGUCCCAAGUGACAAACCUCUACUGGCCAAAGCUUUUCGAGAGUACUUUUCCCAAGAAACAGCAAAACCAAGUCUUGCAGGCUUCUAUUUGCACGACAAAGACUUCUUCAUUGCAAACACAGGUAGAAGCUCGCCUGUUGAAAUAUGGAAAAAGGACUUUUGUGAUGCUGUUCGAAGAGAAAAAAUCUUGAAGCAACCUGAUUGGUCAGAGAUCCUACAAGCACUACUUUGCAACAAGGCCGAUGAUAACAAUUGCGCCAUAACAACAACCAAGCAAAAAGGGAAGGCGCCCGCACGCUCAACGUUAUCAGCAGCCAUCACAAAAACAACAUCAUCAUCAUCAUUAUGUCCAUCAUCGUCGUCAUCUGCAUCAUCAACAGCCUCAAAACGAACUCAUGUCACCUCAGACAGUUCAAAAAGCGAUUCAUGCCUGCUUACUGAAGAAGCAAAGAAAGGAUUCGAAGAUGCAUUUAAAAGCAUGGAAAACAGUCACAAAUGGGGUUAUGACUACCGUCAUAAUGACCAGCUACCCACGUCAUCAAAAAUCAAAGAUUUUAUCUGA
Molecule: messenger RNA, 687 nt
Organism: Zychaea mexicana
Lineage: Eukaryota; Fungi; Mucoromycota; Mucoromycetes; Mucorales; Lichtheimiaceae
Exons: 5
Coding region: 1-687 (228 amino acids)
Source: RefSeq, a predicted model, not a curated record